This is a messenger RNA of Sungouiella intermedia, 444 nucleotides long. The record is from the annotation of a GenBank genome assembly. NCBI's taxonomy places the organism in Eukaryota, Fungi, Ascomycota, Pichiomycetes, Serinales, Metschnikowiaceae.
AUGAGCCAGCGCCGAGUCGAAAUCUCACAUCUCCAGCCUCAGCAGCUUGCGGAGCUCCGCAAAUCAACUGAGUUGGAAAUCCAGCAUUUCACCCAGUCUCUCCAGGCACUUCAAACCGCACAAUCGAAGCUUCAAGAUUGCAUGAAAACCAUCGAUAAUAUGGAACUGGCCACCAGCAAUAACCUUCUAGUUCCUAUGACCAGUUCAUUGUACUUACCUGGAAAGGUUUCUGAGAAGGAUAAAUAUUUGGUGGAUAUUGGAACCGGAUACUUUGUGGAGAAAAAUGCCAAAGAUGCUAAGCAAGUGUACCAAAAGAAACUUACCAAGUUGGGCGAGGAUUCGAAGAAGUUGAGGGAUAUUCUAGUGCUGAAGAACGAGUCUAUUAACAAUAUCAAUAUGGUGUUGAGAAAGAAGAUGAUGGAGGCCGAGGCUGCCCAGCAGUAA